Messenger RNA from Eufriesea mexicana, 1401 nucleotides. It is a transcript of the gene Trmt6, whose product is annotated as tRNA methyltransferase 6 non-catalytic subunit. Gene Ontology annotation, biological process: tRNA methylation. The record is from RefSeq and is a predicted model, not a curated record. The coding region runs from base 1 to 1401 and encodes 466 amino acids. The transcript has a single exon. Gene Ontology annotation, cellular component: tRNA (m1A) methyltransferase complex; nucleus. Lineage: Eukaryota; Metazoa; Arthropoda; Insecta; Hymenoptera; Apidae.
AUGUGUGAAAACGAAAACGACUUAAUUACUAUAGGAAAGUUUGUAAUAGUAAAAAGAUUGAAUUUUAAAAAAAUUUAUAAGGUAGCUGUUAAUGGCACUUUAAUGUUGGGAAAAAAUUUAAUACAAAUGCAUGAAAUUAUUGGAAAACGCUUUUGGACUACUUUUGAAAUGGUACCAAUAAAAGAGGGAAAACGAACAUAUUCAUUGAGAGAAGUAUUAGAAACAGAAACAUUAAAUGAUUUAUUAAACGAAUUACCAAGUGGUAAUGACAAUCGUUCUAUUAUUGAUGAUGGUACAUCACAGAAACUUUCCAAGGAAGAAAUACUUCAGCUUCAAGAAUCUGGCAAAAGUGGAAAAGAAAUAGUGGGUAGUUUAAUUAAAAACAAUAAGUCUUUCUUAGAUCGAACAGAAUAUUCACAGGAAAAGUAUCUAAAAAAAAAGGAACAAAAAUAUCUUCGGUAUUUAACAAUAUGCAAACCAAGUAUAAGUUCAUUACAUGAUGUAUAUUUUAAACUAGAUCAUACUAAAAUUGGAAAUUUAAGAAUGGACUCUUUGUCACAGUUAUUAUCAUAUAGCGAUAUUCAAUCAGAGGGAUUAUAUAUAUUAUAUGAUAAUGGAUCACAGGGGCUGCCAGCUGCUGCAAUGUUAAAUAGAAUAGGUUCAAAUACAACAGGAUGUUUAAUCAAUUUGCAUCCUGGAAAUGUUCCUCAAGUUGUGCUGAUUAAUGCUAUGAAUUUUUCUAAAGAGCAAUCAGAGAGGCUACUUAAUGUUAACAUAUAUAGCUUUCUGAGAUUAUAUUAUCAAGGUGAAGGUGCUGUGUUGAAUAACAUUUCUAAGAAAACUCUUAAUAACUGCACAAUAAAACAAAAUGAAAGUAAGAGUGAUGGUGAAAAUCAUAUAAAUAAUGAAAUUUUGGAAAUAAAAGAGAUAGAUAUCAGAGAACAAAAUUUGGAUGUUAAUGUUAAUGAUUCAAAUGAAACACUCAAGCAUAGUACAGACAGUAGUUUAAAACGUAAAUUGAAUGAAUGUAAUGAGUAUGAAUUUACAGAAGUUAUACCUGCAAAAAAACCAAAGUGGUUAUUGGAAACGCAACGAGCAGUAGAGCUUGUAAAAAAUACUAAAGCUCGAGGUUUAGCUAUUGUGGCAAAAGAGCAUCCUUUAAAUAUUGUUAAUGCUCUUUUACCCUUUUUAGGACCUUCUAGACCAUUUGUAAUCUACCACAUAUAUCGAGAACCAUUACAAGAAACUUAUAUGAUGUUAAAACAAAAACAAAAUGUUAUUAAUCUGAGACUUUUUACUAAUUUCUUGCGUUCAUACCAAGUACUACCAGAUAGAACACAUCCUGAUAUUUUAACUAGCGAUACAGGAGGUUAUUUAUUAACUGGAUAUUUAAUUCAAUGA